UAUAUAUAUAUUGCAAUUUUCAACUUGGGAAAAACCAAAAGACUCAUUUUUUUGGCGGGUAAAAGGGCGCCUAACGCCGCCGUUUUAUAUGCCCCCGUUGUGUGAACCCUCUCUAGUAGCGGCUUUAAUACAAAAAUGCACCGCCAUAAACUCGCUCAGGGAAGCGCGUCGACUCCACUCGCUUCUCCUAACCACCACAACCGUCGCCUCGCGUUCUGUGUUCCUAUACAACAAUGUGCUAUCUAUGUAUGCACGGUGCAGCUCGCUAGGAGAUGCACGCAAGGUGUUCGACGAAAUGCCUCAAAGAAGUCUUGUUUCGUUCAAUGCGCUGGCUGCAGCCUAUUCCCGGAGUUCAGACACUGCCGGUUUGGCAUUGACAUUGCUAAAGCAAAUGGGAGUUGAAUGUCUCAGGCCAAAUGUUUCGACUUUCACGAGUGUGAUACAAGCCUCAUGUACUCUUGAGGAUUGGUUGGUUGGCUCUUUGGUUCAUGCACAAGUUGUGAAAUGUGGGUUCUUGAAUGAUGUGUGUCUUCAGACAGCUCUGCUUGGGAUGUAUUCCAGCUGUGGGGAUUUGGUAUCUGCUAGCAGAGUUUUCGGAGGAAUGGUUGAUAGAGAUGUUGUGGCUUGGAAUUCAAUGAUUUUCGGGUAUUUGAAGAAUGGUAAGAACAAGGAAGGGCUUCAUUUGUUUGAUGGUAUGUUGAGGACUGGAGUUAUUCCUACUCAGUUCACAUAUUCAGUGGUUUUGAGUGUGUGUAGCAGAUUGAGAUAUUUGAAUCUGGGGAAAAUCAUCCAUGCCCGAGUCAUAGUUUCAAGCACACAAGCUGAUUUGGCUUUGGAGAAUUCACUGCUUGAUAUGUAUUGUAACUCUGGUGACACCCAAGCAGCUUUUAGUGUGUUUAAUAAAAUGGACAGCCCGGAUUUGGUUUCAUGGAACACAAUGAUUGCUGGGUAUUCAGAAAAUGAGGAUGGGGAGAAGGCGAUGAAUUUGUUUGCCCGGUUGAAAAGAUUGUGUUAUCUUAAACCAGAUGAAUAUACUCAUGCAGCUAUCAUAUCUGCAGCAGGUACAUACCUUGCUUCUGACUAUGGUAAGCUUCUUCAUGCUCAAGUCAUAAAAGUAGGACUCGAGAAGAGUAUCUUUGUAGGAACUGCACUACUGUCUAUGUACUUCAAGAACAGCGAAACGGAUAGUGCUCAAAAGGCAUUUUAUUCUAUUUCUGAGAAGGAUGUUGUUCUCUGGACUGAGGUGAUCAUGGGUUAUUCGAGAUUGGCUGAUGGGGAGAGUGCAAUUAAGUUCUUUAAAGAAAUGUGCAAGGAAGGCCAUAAGGUUGACAGCUUUGCUCUGAGUGGAGCUUUGAGUGCUUGUUCCGACCUGGCCAUGUUAAAACAAGGUGAGAUGAUUCACUCGCAGGCCUUAAAAACAGGAUUUGAUGUUGAAAUGUCUGUAUGCGGGAGUCUGGUGGAUAUGUAUGCAAAAAACGGUUGCCUUGAAUCUGCUUAUUGUAUAUUUUCCCAAGUUGUGGACCCUGAUUUGAAAUGUUGGAACUCGAUGCUUGGGGGAUAUAGUCAACAUGGCAUGGCAGAAGAAGCAUUGAAGCUCUUUUUUGAGAUCCAAAAACAUGGUCUCGUACCAGACCAAGUAACAUUUCUGUCUCUACUCUCAGCUUGCAACCACAGUAGGUUGGUUGAAGUAGGAAAGUUCUUGUGGAAUUGUAUGAAGGAGAAUGGUAUCCCACGUGGGCCUAAGCACUACUCUUGCAUGGUUAGUUUAUUAAGUCGAGCUCAACUACUGAAUGAGGCAGAGGAACUUAUUAUCAAGUCACCAUUUAAUGAAGAUAAUCUUGAACUGUGGAGAACUUUGCUUAGCUCGUGCGUCAUCAAUAAGAACUUGGAGAUAGGAGUUCAUGCAGCAGAGCAGGUUCUAAAGGUUAAUGCAGAAGACAGUGCAACACAUAUCUUGCUUUCAAAUCUCUAUGCUGCUGCCGGAAAAUGGGAUAAGGUUGUAGAAAUAAGGAGAAAGAUUAAAGAACUGACGUUAGAGAAGGAUCCUGGGCUGAGCUGGAUUGAGGAUAAGAAGAAUAUUCAGGUAUUCAGUUCUGGUGUUCAAUCCAAGGAAGAGGUUGGUGAAGCCGAAGCUGCACUGCAUCGGCUACAAGGAAACAUGGUAAGAUCUCAAAGAGAUGAACUUGAUGAACCUAUUUAUACCACAUAG
Molecule: messenger RNA, 2209 nt
Organism: Rosa rugosa (rugosa rose)
Lineage: Eukaryota; Viridiplantae; Streptophyta; Magnoliopsida; Rosales; Rosaceae
Product: pentatricopeptide repeat-containing protein At3g50420-like
Exons: 1
Coding region: 89-2209 (706 amino acids)
Biological process (GO): RNA modification
Molecular function (GO): RNA binding; protein binding
Source: RefSeq, a predicted model, not a curated record